AUGGUUAAAAUAAAAUUUUUUAGAUGGUUUUUAAAGAAAAGAAAUAAAAGAGGAAACAAAAAAAUUUCCAAAAGAAUUAGAAAACAAUUAAAAAACCAACAAAAACAACAAAAGUUACAAAUAUUAAGACAAAAACGAUUAUUAAAACAACUAAAUCUAAACAGAAAUCCAUCAUACAACGCCAAAUAUGACAUAUUUCCUUCAAAUUACCCAAAUGAUUCAAAUCCUUCCAAUAUCAACAGCUCUAUUAACAACAAUAAUAAUUCAAACCAUAAUCAACAUAAUCAAUAUGAACAAAGUAGGUUGAUACAACAACACGAACCAAAUAAUCAACAUUUAUAUUAUUUAAUUGGACCAAACAAUAAUAAUGUAAAUCAUACUAGCAAUCAUUAUAAUAAUAAUAAUUCGAGAAGCAUCAAUAAUAAUGGUUUUGACAACGAUUUUGAAAAUAAUCACAAUUCCGAAAAUAAUUAUGAUCGCAAUUUUGAAAACAAUUAUGAUCGCAAACCACAAAAUACAUCAAUGCAGUUUCUAUCAACAAAAAAUCCCCCAAAAAAAUAUAACCCGUCAAGAACCAACAGUAUACUUGGUAUUCAAUCCUUUCAUAAAUCAAAUAACUAUUCUCAAAAAUAUCAAGAUCUAAAGAAGGACAAUUAUAAUCAUAAUAACGAAAAAGAACAAUUACCAUUAAAAAGUAAUAAUUCUUCAACAGUCUCCUUACACAACAGAGUGUCAAGAACUUUAUCAUACCUAGCAAAAUUCAAGGAUAUAAGUAUUAGAAAAUCUCGUGACUCGAAAAUCUUUUCCUCGUUAUCAUUAUCAUCAAAAAAACAAACUACUUGUCACACUUGUCAGCGAACGCUAGCGAUUUGGUUGGAUGGCCCACGUGAAAAAUUUGAUAAAAAGUCAAAAACUUUUGUUCGUUGUGGUGAAUGGCGAAUUGUAUUAAAAAGUAUUGACAAUUCUAAAAAUAUAAAUUCAAAAUUCUUUGAUGAGCUCUCGAUACACUUACAAAGUGAAAAUAAUAGUGGAAAUUACAUUACAAGGUAUUAUGGACUAACUCAAGAUCCAAAAACAAAUAACUACAUGGUUGUUGUUCAGUACGCAAGAAAUGGAGACCUAGGCAAAUACUUGAGCAAAAAUAUAUCAAAAAAAAUCACUUGGCAGAAAAAAUUAGACAUCCUAUUCGCGAUCGCCACGGGACUUACACGUAUUCACAGCAAAAACCAAAAUCAAACCCGAUGGCAAUGA
This is a messenger RNA of Entrophospora sp. SA101, 1251 nucleotides long. NCBI's taxonomy places the organism in Eukaryota, Fungi, Glomeromycota, Glomeromycetes, Entrophosporales, Entrophosporaceae. The record is from the annotation of a GenBank genome assembly.